ACAGUUUCUACUACAACAACAAAUACUUUUACGAAAAAAGCUUUUAAAACUUAUCUAGUUUCGUUUGAUACACAUUUGAAGAAAGAAAUGGCAUCCAACCAACAGAGCUACAAAGCUGGUGAGACCAGAGGCAAGGCCCAGGAGAAGACUGGACAAGCUAUGGGAACGAUGAGGGACAAGGCUGAGGAGGGCCGGGACAAGACUUCUCAAACGGCCCAAACAGCCCAACAGAAGGCCCAUGAGACAGCCCAGUCAGCUAAAGAUAAGACAUCUCAAACUGCCCAAGCGGCUCAGCAGAAGGCCCAUGAAACGGCCCAGUCAGCAAAAGAGAAGACAUCUCAAACUGCCCAAACGGCACAGCAAAAGGCCCAUGAGACGACGCAAGCAGCAAAAGAAAAGACAUCUCAAGCUGGCGACAAAGCUCGCGAGGCCAAGGACAAGGCCGGGAGCUACUUAUCGGAGACAGGCGAAGCCAUAAAGAACAAGGCUCAAGACGCUGCUCAGUAUACAAAGGAGACGGCUCAAGGUGCGGCACAGUACACAAAGGAGACGGCUGAAGCCGGUAGAGACAAGACGGGUGGAUUCUUGAGCCAGACUGGUGAGCAUGUUAAGCAAAUGGCAAUGGGUGCAGCUGAUGCAGUGAAGCAUACUUUUGGGAUGGCUACUGAGGAAGAAGACAAAGAGCAUUAUCCAGGAAGUACUACUACCACUACUGCAACUACUCGAACCACUGAUCCGACUCAUCAGACUUAUCAGAGGAAGUGAUGAGAAAACAAAAUUGAGAACGAUAUGAAAGUAUCUUUGUGUUAGUUGGUCUUUUGAGUUUUGUGUUUGUGUUUUUGUAAUUUCCGUUGUGUCUUUCUUUAUGGUUGUGGUUCAGCUGUGUUUCUUGUUGUGACGGUGAUCCUGGAGACUUCUAAUUUCCAGCCAAUAAGUUUAGAUUUGAUCCUGUUACAACUUAUGUGUUCUCAAAUUUCUAUUUUUGUUACAAUAAACAGUUAUUAAUACACAUCAUGGUCC
Messenger RNA from Arabidopsis thaliana (thale cress), 1020 nucleotides. RefSeq names its product Late embryogenesis abundant protein (LEA) family protein. The record is from RefSeq and is marked reviewed. NCBI's taxonomy places the organism in Eukaryota, Viridiplantae, Streptophyta, Magnoliopsida, Brassicales, Brassicaceae. Bases 88 to 765 code for a protein of 225 amino acids. Gene Ontology annotation, cellular component: cytosol. The transcript has 2 exons.